AAGAAAGUUAAUCGGUUACGUGUUGUUUAAGUAUAAAAAAAGUAGUGAAAUAACAUGCAUAAUUUGUUAUUUUUAGCUCUUGCUGAAACGAACAACCGCAACGCCUUUCUUACUGAUUCUAUUGUGUUGUCAGAGCAAAUUUAAUCCGGUAAGACGAUCAAAAAGUAACGUAAUCAUUUGACCCGGUUAAAAUACUCUCUAUAGCUUUUAUACACUUGAUAUCAACUGUUUGACACGGUAAAGAGGUUCUUUGCCUUGACGGAUGUCUACAGUUUUGUAAAAGUUUUGGUAAAUUACGCGGUGUCAACAAAACAGUUGCCACCAUAUAUUAACAUUUUACCAGUUGAGUGAUACAUUAUUUGAAAUACAACCUAAGUUUUACAAGCGUAUUGCUUUGGGAUUUGCGUUUAGUGAAUAAUAAGAUUAUAUAAAGAUAUUUGUAUUAUAGUCAACCUGCCUAGAAAUGAGCCAAGUGCUGUUUAAGGAUUGUAAACAAGCACAUUUUUGUGGAUGAGUAUCGUGCUUAGUGCUACUAAAAGACACACCAAACCAGACGGAUAACAUGUCGGAUGAUAAACUGGAUUCAAUAAUGUCAGAGACUCAAUCUACAGCGAUGUCGGUGUCAGAUAUGGAUGUCAGUUGGUCGGCCAACGGGAGCUCAGUCGGGGAUCCCUCUCGAGAGUCGAACUCUGCGUUCAUCACCGAGCAGAAGGCACAACCUUCCAGCGCACGCAGAUCGAAAUGCGUUUCGGCCAAGAAUUCCGGUAUGCGCUUUCAAGGUUGGCGGGAACCGAAGCCCUUACGGCCUCGUUGUUACUCAGCCCUUGUUACCAAUUCCGACACAGCAACCACUGAGUUGAAAGUCUCCCCGCGGCGCAGUGCUGGCAGAGCCCCGUUGUCAGCCAGCAGCUCCAAGCCAGUGAAGUCAGCGAGUUCCUCGUCAGGGCGGCUCGGUCAAAGUCAUGGGGUCACGGACUGUGGAAAGGCGGAGUCAAAAACGCUAUUGCGCCUUUCGCAGCCGACAGCAUCGAGCGCGUGGAAGACCUCGCGUGCUCGCGAGGCGCUCGUGGACAUGAACUACUAUUCGUGGUCAAAGAUGAACGUGUACAAAGACUACAUGGGGGUCAUGUACGGAGCAAACGGUACCACAAAACGGACAUCGCGGAAAUGAUCGGACAAACAUAUCAUGACAAAAGUGCGUUUAUGCGCAGUGCUCUCGGUACAAUUAAACACGUUGAAGACUUUUGACAGAAAAGAGAAUAUUGCAUUCAGCUGUAUCGAAUUGUGCCUAUUACUUAAAUGUUAAAAUAUUUUCCUAUAUACACACUAACAUCUAUAUUUCUACACUCAAAGGCACUUCAGCGCAACUCGUUUGUCAUUCUCAUUAAAAAAAAAUGCUCAGGAUAUCAACUUGAUUUUUUUCCAUUUUUGUAUGAUAAGAUGUUCUUCAAAGUUGCAUUUAAAUUAUUAAUACAUGGCGCUGUGACGAGUCUUGGCCACGUGCGGUUGUGGUUUCCACGGCAAAUAAAGG
Molecule: messenger RNA, 1531 nt
Organism: Dreissena polymorpha
Lineage: Eukaryota; Metazoa; Mollusca; Bivalvia; Myida; Dreissenidae
Exons: 2
Coding region: 563-1171 (202 amino acids)
Source: RefSeq, a predicted model, not a curated record